UCCCACCCGCGCCCGAAGUAGGAAAGAAGGAAAGCUGCCGCCUGCAGGGAUGCGCCUCGCCCGCGCGGCCCCUCUUCUCGUCCGCUCGGCGGCGACGACGGCCACCGCCGCCCCAGCGGCGGCGCUGAAGGCGGGCGACGCGCUGCGGUCGCGCCGGCGGCGGUUCACGGAGGACGACGUGGCGGCGUACGCGGGGGUGAGCGGCGACCGCAACCCCGUCCACCUGGACGACGCCUUCGCCCGCGGGACGGGCGGGUUCCAGGGCGGCCGCGUGGUGCACGGCAUGCUCGUCGCCUCCCUCUUCCCCGCCCUCAUCGCCUCCCACUUCCCUGGAGCCGUGUACGCGAGCCAGUCCCUCAAGUUCGCGGCGCCGGUGCACGUCGGAGACGAGGUGGUCGCGCAGGUGAAGGCUCUCCAUAUCAAGGCCGCCGGCGCAAGGCACAUCGUCAAGUUCGCCACCAAGUGCUUCAGGGACGACGAUGAGGAGACUCUCGCCAUCGACGGCGAGGCCAUGGCUUUUCUGCCCACGCUGCAGCUCAAAGCAGAGGCAAUGGAGUAACAAGUCUGUUGGUCAGACGCUACUGAAGAAGAUGCUUCAGGCCUUUGGAAGAUGAGAUUGCAGUUUUGUUGGUUAUAUAUAUAGUAUACCUUGCUGUCUUCCUGUUAUGUUAUGAUUGACAGCAUGACCAACGGUCACUUCAAUUUCAUGAACAAAUGCCCACAUUCAAUGGGCUGGGCGAUCAUUCCGACUGUGAUCGGAAGAAGCUGCUGCAGCAGUCAUUGUGUUGUUUGUGAUCAGGUACAUGUUUCCAUCAGUUCAUGCAUCCGUCGUUGGAUCUUUUGUAAGGGUGGAAAAAUCCUGUUGUGAAAUAAUUUAUUCUCAUUAGUAUGUCA
This is a messenger RNA of Hordeum vulgare subsp. vulgare (domesticated barley), 894 nucleotides long. Its product is annotated as (R)-specific enoyl-CoA hydratase-like. The record is from RefSeq and is a predicted model, not a curated record. The transcript is spliced from 3 exons. NCBI's taxonomy places the organism in Eukaryota, Viridiplantae, Streptophyta, Magnoliopsida, Poales, Poaceae. The coding region runs from base 50 to 559 and encodes 169 amino acids.